Molecule: messenger RNA, 894 nt
Organism: Paramecium sonneborni
Lineage: Eukaryota; Ciliophora; Oligohymenophorea; Peniculida; Parameciidae
Source: the annotation of a GenBank genome assembly
AUGUUAUUUGUAAAACAAUAAGAUUAUAAUCCAAUUGAAUAAUAUCAACCUACUUCACUGAAUUAUGGUUCAGGUAUUUAUACACCAUAAAAACCUAAAAUUGUAUAUAAUAAUGGGAUUAUUAAUCAAUAACCAAGAACUAGAUCUGAGAGAGUACUUUAAUGUAUAAUAAUAGGAAUAUUAAAAAGAUAUGGAUAUAAGAUCUGUUGGUCCUAGAGUGUAAUAGAUCUGUAAAUAUUUUAAUUAAAAUUUAGAUUAAAAAAAAGAUGAUAUGAAAAGUCUUCUGCACAAUGCAAUGCCUGAUUCGACACUUUUUCAGGCAGGUAUGUUUAUUAUUUGAAAAGCCAGAACGAGAUAGAUUUGCAUAAGAUUUUGCUGCGGAAGAUAAAAAAUAAAGAGAACUACAAUAUAAACUUAAAUAAUUAUCUUAUGAAUCAAGAAGAUUAGCUAAUCUUUAAAGAGAUGGAAUAUUAUGGUAGCGAAAUGAAGAGUAUAUUAUUAAAGUACUUUAUCAAAUUAUAAAAGGAUGAAUAACGCAGAUAAUAUCACUCUGAAUAAUUUACAAGAGGUAAAAGAAACACUAAUGGACUGGCUUACAAUCCUAUUACUUUGGAGUAUGCUUAAAAUGAAGCUGGUUAAAAAUUGAAAAGAUAUGAUGAAUAACAUCAAGUACGAAAAUUUGUUAGGGCAAAAAAUUUAGAUUUUAGAGCUAAUAGUGGUUAUAAUGUCUUAAGUGGUAAAUUAAAAUAAAAGAGAUUAAUAGGUUAGGAAAGAUAAGGAGUUGAUUAAAUAGUCCCAGAUGAAUUAAGAUCAGAUUAUUAAUAAAGGGUUAAAAAUUUAUAAAAUUAAUUAAAUUUAAAACAUUAUGCCUUCUAAUAAUAAAUAUUUUAAUGA